AUGCGUGUGUGUGCGCGUGGGGGUCAGAUGGUGAUGACCACAGCGGGGGCCUUUGCCGCCUUCAGCCUGAUGACGGUCGCCGUGGGAACGGAUUACUGGCUGUACUCGCGCGGCGACUGUCAGACCAAGAGCAACGCUGAUAACGACACACACAAGAACGAAGAGGUACUCACACAUUCAGGACUGUGGAGAACCUGCUGCAUGGAAGGAACCUUCAUCGGAGUGUGUAAACAAAUUGAUCAUUUUCCGGAGGAAUCCGAUUAUGAGCAAGAUGCUGGAGAAUUCAUCCUGAGGGCGGUGCGUGCCUCCAGUGUAUUCCCGAUCCUGAGUGUGUGUCUCCAGUUUGCGGGCGGAGUGUGUGUGGCAGCCAGCGAGUUCUACAAGACCAAAUACAAUGUCAUACUCAGCGCUGGAAUAUUGUUCAUCUCAGCCGGUCUGAGUAACAUAAUCGGCAUCAUUGUGUACAUCUCAGCUGCUGCAGGUGACCCAAACCAAAGCGAAUCCAAGCGCAGCCACUGGUAUGGGUGGAGCUUCUACUGCGGAGCCUUCUCAUUCGUUGCCACCGAGAUGGUGGGAGUGGUCACGAUCCAUCUCUUCAUCGACGCCCACCGACGCCUGCGCGCUGCCAACCCCUCCGCACACAGGCGCGCGCUGACACACACCAACUCACACAGCUCCUACACACACAACAACCAUGGAUGCUCGCUGUCGCGCUCCCGACACCCGUCCGGCACGCGGAACUCCAGCUACCGCUCCCGUUACCGCCGACAACCUAGUUACCGUUCGUCUCAAGCGGCGGCCCCGCCCACCCCCACGUCAACAAUGACAACGCUAUGGCGACCACCAAUCACGGCCGACCUGCCUGCCUGGCCGCUCUACCCCAUGGGAAAUGGUGUGGUGCACUUUAACUCCAGGGGGUAUUGA
Engraulis encrasicolus (European anchovy) is the source of this 924-nucleotide messenger RNA. RefSeq names its product calcium channel, voltage-dependent, gamma subunit 3a (gene cacng3a). Lineage: Eukaryota; Metazoa; Chordata; Actinopteri; Clupeiformes; Engraulidae. Gene Ontology annotation, cellular component: AMPA glutamate receptor complex; postsynaptic density membrane. The transcript is spliced from 5 exons. Gene Ontology annotation, biological process: regulation of AMPA receptor activity; calcium ion transport; neurotransmitter receptor internalization. The record is from RefSeq and is a predicted model, not a curated record. Bases 1 to 924 code for a protein of 307 amino acids. Gene Ontology annotation, molecular function: voltage-gated calcium channel activity; channel regulator activity.